AUGAAAAUACUGAUGGAAACAAGAAAAUUACGCACAGAAAAAACUCCUUAUCGUUGGGAUACUGAUACAGUUCUGGGUAGUCAUACAUUAGGUAAACUUAUCUUUGAAUAUCCAGAUUUAUCUAGUAAUAAACUUGAGCAUAAUGAUGUUUUUAUAGGACGAUUCUUUGAAAAUACUGAGCGUUCCGGUGAAACAGUAGGAGAUAUAUGGAAUGAUUAUCAAAUUAAUCUUCCAGCUGGUGAUAAAUUUAUAUCAUGCAGGAAUUGUGAUGGUGAUGGGCGAAUUAAUAAUAAAACACAGUACUGUUCACAUUGUAAAGGUGCUGGUAAAAUACUUUGUCCUGAUUGCAAAGGAUACGGAGGUUUUCGACAUUUACCAAUGUUAACUGUUAAAUGGUUCUCUCGAUCUUCAACAUGGUUUUAUCAAAACUCGUUUCUGCAUCACAAGAGAAUACGUAAAGGACAACGAACAAUUUUCUGGUCUGCACAACAAGUUUCAUGGUCAAAACAAUCUUCAAUAGAACAUUUUGUACAAGCAAUAUAUGAAGAAACACCUGAUAUUCCUUUGAGAGAAAAUAUCAUCAAAGAUUAUAAUGAAAAACAUCUCAAUCCGACAAGAAAUAAAUACAAUGCUAUGCGACGCAUAGAUUUUAUAAUCGAACGUCUAGGUUUUGAUGAAGUAAGCUACACAAUGGGACAAAAUUAUAUUAACAAACGAAAUCCCACAUCAGGCAUGAAGUCCUAA
Messenger RNA from Adineta ricciae, 744 nucleotides. The record is from the annotation of a GenBank genome assembly. NCBI's taxonomy places the organism in Eukaryota, Metazoa, Rotifera, Eurotatoria, Adinetida, Adinetidae.